This is a messenger RNA of Haemonchus placei, 153 nucleotides long. Lineage: Eukaryota; Metazoa; Nematoda; Chromadorea; Rhabditida; Trichostrongylidae. The record is from the annotation of a GenBank genome assembly.
CUAAUAAGAGACUGCAGAUCCCAAACCCAUCCAUUGAUCCGGAACAACAGGAAAGUAAGUAUCAAUAGCCUCAGAAAACCGUGUGCAGUACAUCUCCGGACUGAGGAUGGUUGGGAGGUGAGCGCCAGGUAUUGCAACGAUUUUUACCCAUGA